AACUCUGCAUCUGCAUUUUAUUCCAAAAGUCCUAACAAAGUUUUCUAAUAUCAAUGAAGAGAUUAAUAAAAAAGAAAAACCAUGAUUCAUGUUUUCUACCCAAAACUUACCCAAAAUCGUAAUCAUAUAAAAAUGUGCAACAUUGUCAUUGCUAACGUCAAAUAAACAUCAAUAAAUAAAGUUAAUAAUUGCUUGUUAUUUGGCAAAAAUGUCACAGCAUUUAGUCAAUGAAAACAGCAAAUACAUAUUAGACUUGUUCUCUGAGCAGACUGUAGACCAACAGACCUUAGACUCGAUAUGCACCCAAGUGCAGAAAAAGUUUCCUAAGUCAGACCAUUUUAACUUAUGUCUUCUCCUAUCUUCCCUGAUCACGGGUGGGGAUCUGUCCCUGCCUGGGCAGCGAGUAGUGGCCAUAGCCCUUAUAUUUGAUGUGUAUAAGCUGGACAAUCCCUUUGCCUCUCUGUUCCUGCACCUUCUGGAGGGGAAGCCGGGCCUCCUGCCUCUGUUGCCUCAGGAGAGGCUGCUCAUAGGACAGCUGCAUGGCUUCCUACCAGUCAAUAUUAAAGAUGUAAUGAAGAAGUCAGCAAAGCAAGUGAUGCUUACAGAGGUGUCGCCCAAAGAGCUGGAGUUCGACUACUCGUCGCUGCAGACGGUGGUCGCGGAGCGGGUGGCCGACAUGAGCUCCAUGGCCCGGGCAGCGGCGCCCGCGCUCAUACCGCUGUGUGAUGGCAAUAUUUUCAGGACGCCACCGAACCGCAUGGCGAUGAAGGAGCUCCUAGAAUCUUUGAUAUCGAACGACUACAUGCCGCUGCACCGCACUCUCAAAGCCUCCGGACCUAUCCCACUGCCGACCUUCUUAAUGGACACAGCCGAGAUAACAGCUGAUAAGGCGGUAUGGAAGUGCCUAGUGAACCGCGGCGCGUACAACCCGCUGUACGACACGGACUACGAGGGGCUCACGGGGCUGCGGCCGGAGAAACUCGACAGGAGGCAACACUCCAACACGCCGCAUAAACCUAAGCCAGAAGAAAAGAAAGAAAAGCCCGAAGAGAAGAAACCAGAAGAAAAGGACCCUGUGAACGCUGUAGUUGAAGCAAAGGAAUUGACAGCGCUAGCGUUGAAGGGAGCGCUGAGUGUUCAGCACCAACAGCGGCUGCUGGCGCUGCUGGACCAGGAGCCACACGUCGUCUACGAGAUAGGGGUCACGCCCAACCAGUUGCCGGAGCUGGUGGAGAACAACCCGAUGGUGGCGAUCUCAGUGCUGCUGAAGCUGAUCCACUCGCAACACAUCACCGAGUACUUCAGCGUGCUCGUGAAUAUGGAAAUGUCGCUGCACUCCAUGGAGGUCGUCAACAGACUGACAACAUCAGUGGACCUGCCGGUGGAGUUCGUGCACCUGUACAUCAGUAACUGCAUAUCGACGUGCGAGACCAUCCGCGACCGCUACAUGCAGAACAGACUCGUCAGGCUGGUCUGCGUCUUCCUGCAGUCGCUCAUCAGGAACAAGAUUAUUAAUGUUAAGGAACUAUUCAUAGAAGUGGAAGCAUUCUGCGUGGAGUUCUCCCGCAUCCGCGAGGCGGCGGCGCUGUUCCGCCUGCUGAAGCAGCUGGACUCCGGCGACGGACUCGCGCACAAGGACGCCAAGGACUAGCACAGGCCUGGCGCGGACCACGCCCACGAGUGAGACCCGCCGGGACCACCCGGGACCAACCGGGACCACCUGCUGCAAAGUGUAAACUGUUCGCGUAAAUAACUGGUGAAUUUAACAAGACUAUAGGGUGAACUGAAAAUGUUUUGGUGUUAAAUUAAUAGUUGUUGUGAGGUAAAGUUUUGUGGUAUACGGUGUUAUAGAUAUAUACUGAUUGACUUGUGUCUGUCAGAUUAAUCUUAUCUGUAGUUGUUUCUUUCUAUUUGAGUCAGAAUUUUGAUAUUUUUUGUUCGCCGUUGUCAAAUUCUAACUGUUAUGGGUGAAACUAUUCAUGGAUAUGUUAAUUAAAAACUGCAAAGAUAACUGUCACUGGCAUGACGCUUCUGAGACUAGCACCACAUUGGUCCGACGAGUUUGAGACCAACAUUUAAGGGGGCAAGCAGAAAUGGAAAGAUUAUUGGUGACUAUAUAUUAUGCCCAUUUAAAAUUGAAAAAGUUUCUGAAAUAUGGCUGUUUUAUAUUUGAUUAACUGGGAUCGCCUACCGCCACCUCUGCAAGUAAGAUAAUUGUAGUUAUUGAAAUGUGACAGCGCACUACAAUGCGUCUUUAAUUAAUUCCUCCGUAUUUUUUUUCACAAGUACAGUUAUAUGACUUGAUGCAGUGGAUGGUAGGACUGGUAGGCCCAUGUGAUCUGAAGAUAAAAAAAAAACAGGUUUUUAGUUUGAAUUGAAAGUAUGUACAAAGAAUAAAAAAAUCUUAAUGUCUGAGUCUGAGUACCAAUAUAACAAAACAAGCCUAAUUAGAAAGGUAA
Messenger RNA from Trichoplusia ni (cabbage looper), 2459 nucleotides. RefSeq names its product CCR4-NOT transcription complex subunit 11 (gene Not11). The record is from RefSeq and is a predicted model, not a curated record. Gene Ontology annotation, cellular component: CCR4-NOT complex. Gene Ontology annotation, biological process: mRNA catabolic process; negative regulation of translation. NCBI's taxonomy places the organism in Eukaryota, Metazoa, Arthropoda, Insecta, Lepidoptera, Noctuidae. The coding region runs from base 209 to 1651 and encodes 480 amino acids. The transcript has 11 exons.